UCCAUUCAUCUGCCGCUGCGUUUGGAUGCGCGUCCAGAGAGAGUCCCAUCAACGCGCACAGGGACGAUUCGUGGUCAAAUAAACAUGAAAUAACGAAAGAAGAGGAAUUUAUUUUACGGGCUGUCAAACACGUUUUCUUUCGUUCGUUUUAUCUGGGUCGCGUCCCUGACUUUUUUUAAAUCACAAUUCUUAUUGCGAAAUUUCGUUUACCUUUCGAUUUAACGUUACUGGAUUAAUUUUACAUCAUGAGUUCGAUAUUUCUCCUAACGUUUUCUCCGAGGAAUGAUUAGAACAUCGUCACCGUAUUGCUCCCUUUUAGUUAACUUUUGACGACAGGAAUAUGGCCAGAAAUAUUACAGACGUCCCGAGAGAUGAUUUAAGUAAAAUAUCCGACGAAGAACUCCUUAAAUGUAGCAAAGAAGAGCUACUUAGGAGACUCCGAAAAGCGGAUAACGAGAAGACGAACUUGAUGUUGGAGCAUGGCAACAUGAUGAAGGACGUCAACCGGAGAUUACAAGUGCAUCUCCACGAGAUUCGGAGUUUGAAGGAGGUCAACCAGAAACUACAGGAGGACAACCAGGAGCUGAGAGAACUGUGCUGCUUUUUGGAUGAUGAUCGACAGAAAGGGAAAAAGCUUUCUAGGGAAUGGCACAGAUUUGGCAGGUACACCGCCAGCGUUAUGUGGAAGGAGGUUGGCAUAUUCCAGCAAAAACUGAAAGAUCUAGAGGUUGGACAGGAGAGUCUGUUGAGAGAGAAUGCGGAGUUGAAGGAGAUCAUCGUUAUGUUAGAUGAGGAGAGGAAUGGGGCUGGAUCCAGGAGCUCUAUAGACAGCCAGUCCAGCCUGACCAAUUUGAAUGGUGGUUCUGGUACCAUGCGAGAUGUUGGAGAUGGGAGCAGUACAUCCAGCACGGGGAGUGCUGGGAGUCCAGAUCACCAUCUCAGUCAUAUGCUUAAGCCUUCAGAGGGCAAGAUGGUGUCUAUAAGAAGGUCUAUGGAUGAUCUGUCCACUAACCAUCUGCUUAGAACCAUACCCAAUGGACUUAAUGAUUCGUCUUCAAACUACAUUCGCCAGCUUGAGACUAAAGUCCGGAUUUUAGAGGAUGACAACAAACAGCUGUUAUCCCAGCAGGGGAACAUCGGAGAUCUGAAGACGCUUCGGAAAGGGCUUUCCCUGUACCACUCAGAGUCCCAGCUCACCUCACUUUCCCAGUAUCAGGACACGUUACAGAACGGCUCUACACGGAUGCCCGGAGGUGAUCUGCCAUCCCCUGUCACAGGAUACCUGCCUGCUGCACAGAAACCUGAGGCUGUUGUACAUGCCAUGAAAGUAUUGGAAGUCCAUGAGAACCUGGAUAGGAAAAUCCCAGAGGAAUAUGAGGAGGAUCUCAGUGAGAAAGAGAAAGCAAUUGUUAGAGAGAUGUGUAAUGUGGUCUGGCGUAAGCUCGGUGACGCUACCGGAUCGAAACCCUCCAUCCGUCAACAUCUCUCUGGGAACCAGUUCAAAGGCCCUUUGUAGCUCACUGUCAAUGACCAGCAGGGCCAUGAACAAACAAACAAAUCUGUGAAUACGACGAGAGGAACAGACAGUCUAGAAACUGGGCAACUUUUGGAUUACACAGAAGAAAUUUGCAUCUACUGCCAGCUCCUCUCAGCCCACGGCAUUCUGUUGAGACAUUUCAUUCCAACCAGGACAGGUAGAAUAUAAUAAAAGUCUCACAAUAAGCACAAGUUAAUCGAUUUAUUUAUCUGCAUACCAUCUAAGUAUUCAGAAAAGGCAGCUUAAUGGAUUCCUUUAUUCCCGCUGUAGAAAUAAAACACACAGCGCUUAGAUUAAAUGCCUCAUGGAAUCACUUCCACAUAAUUGAAACAUUUCACUCCUAAAACGGUCACUCCAUAUUAUGAAUGUUAAUAUCAGAGGAUUAAUCUAUGUAAUUACCAACAGCUGCAAAAUAAGUUUUUAAGUAACAUUUGCUCAGGUUCUAGACAUGUACUCUGACAAACACUUUUUAUACAAAUAAAUUCUGCAUUCUGAAGACAGCAUGCUGUAAAUGGCAGCUUAUAUUAAUAAGCUUAAAAUUCAGUCAUUUUGUUCAGACUUUUGUUCAGACUUUAAGAUUCUGAUUGACAAUCAUGUGUAAUACUUUCUAUGCCCUCCUUUGUGUUUUUGUAGUCUGUCAAAUGUAAGGCAAAUGACGUCAAAAUUCUUAAUGUUCGAGCCGGCUGAACAUGUCAUAAGGAGUCACAAUACAAUGCUUUUGAGUGUAAAUGAGAUCUCAAAGCUUUGAGAUAACAAAAUUGUAUACAGCCCUUCCUACAGUACUGCUAAUUAUGUAUGAGGUGUACAGGAUAAAGUGCUGUAUUAGAAGAACUGGAACUGUUAGUACCUUUUUUGUACAAUUUUAAGUUCUGGAUACUGAAUAGGUGCAAUAGAUAAACUGGGCAAAUACAGUGCAAUCUUUCAUAUUGAGUAUGGAAGUAUUGCGUGCUGUCAGUUUAGUCUGGAAUAUCACUAUUUCUAAAUGCAUCAAGUAUAUGACUUUAGCACAUGCAUUUUUAAUGAAGUACAGUAGUUGGUGAUUGGAGGAUGUUAAAUAAUUACAUUGUCUCUACCCUUUUACCCAGCGUAACAUUUAACACAGUAGAUUCAUCAUUACUGAAGCAGACCACAUGCAUAAAACAAUUCAUUUAGAGGUUUUUAUUAUUAAUAAUAAAGUUCUGCUUAUUUUUAGUUAUAUGUAAAAUGUCUAAUGCUCUUCCAUAGACUUCAUGAGACCACCAGGCAGCAUCUUUUUGUGUACAUUUAUGUACAUGAGAUAUAGCACAGUUUUCUGUGUAUAAGAUCUCUAUACAAGUUUUAUGAACAGAAGGUUUCUAGUUAAAUCCGAAUGCAGUAAAUGAUGCUUCUUUAAGUUUUCUGUGUUAUUCAGAUGUAUUAUCUGUGUAAAUGAGAACUGCCUCAAAAGAUACUUGCUGCAUUCACGCAAAUGCUCUUUCUUCGAAAAUCAGUGAUCCAAUAAGCCAUACUUUUUAUUGUCUGUUAAAAUAAAAGCCUUUUCUGAGCUUUGCAGAAAUCCUUAAUCAAUCAAGUUAUUGAUUAAUGUGGAAUUUUCAUUCAAUUGUAUAUGUAUAAGAGCACUGUUACAGUGCUAGAUUGAAAUCACAUUCGUUUUGGAUGGUUUUGUUCACCCUGGAUGCAGCAGGUGGCUUUUGGCAGUGUGUUAACUUGUCCUUCAUUUAAGUGAGCAGCAAACAUUUGAAAAAGGAAAUAAUUACGCAUUUACGUAUAGACCUUUUAUAAUUGUGUAUUUGCAUAUUGACUAAUGAAAAAGAUACCUAAUGAAUUUAGGACAGUAAAAACGUGUCUUCUGUAAGUGAGAUGACAUAUAUCGUCUCAAUUAUGCUGUAAAGUAUUUCAUGUACACAAUACCUUAAUAGUAGGAAGACUCGUUCAUGAAAACUAUUUUUGAAAAAUUAAGUGUCCUUUAUAAACAGAUCUAACCUACACAACUACUGACUUUUUAUAUUUGCUCAUUUUAAAGCACAAAAGAAUCUGAAAUGCUGAUACUUUCCUCUUAUUUUUUCAAAUGCACUGCUUCUUUUGUGAAUGAGGAUUUGAUGUUUAAAUUGUUUAUAAAAUUCAAUGUUCUGUUUAGCUUGUCUGUAUGUGAAACACAUGAAAUUGUAUUCUAGGACAUACAAUUCAGUGCUAUGUAAAUAACUUACUGUAGAAUACCUGUAACUAGCAUGGUUAUAUAUUUUAAUGAGCUGUAUGUAGCCGAGAAUUGACCUGUAUUUUAGCAGAUAAAUAAAUUGCAAAUAACCCUCUUGUAGAUUUGAAAAAAGUUUUGUCAUCUGCUGUUUGUAGUGUCUGAAAUCCAUUGCAGAAAAAAGAGACAAGUCUGCCAUCUACUGGAGAGUUUUGCUUCAAUGGACAGAGAGAUCAUCUUAUGUGCAUCAAACAGAUCUAACACAAGCACCUGCAUGGAACAUGCCCAACAUCAUUCUUCCCUCUUUUAUGUGUUACGUACCCAAUCUUUGUGUCUGUACACAUUUUUUUCUUCUCAAGUCUAACAGCUAAGUUAGUCUGUUGUGCAAGAAUAAAACAA
Molecule: messenger RNA, 4106 nt
Organism: Triplophysa rosa
Lineage: Eukaryota; Metazoa; Chordata; Actinopteri; Cypriniformes; Nemacheilidae
Gene: ccdc85ca
Product: coiled-coil domain containing 85C, a
Exons: 6
Coding region: 341-1516 (391 amino acids)
Cellular component (GO): apical junction complex
Source: RefSeq, a predicted model, not a curated record